Messenger RNA from Phacochoerus africanus (Common warthog), 2364 nucleotides. It is a transcript of the gene CHST7, whose product is annotated as carbohydrate sulfotransferase 7. Gene Ontology annotation, biological process: N-acetylglucosamine metabolic process; carbohydrate metabolic process. The transcript is spliced from 2 exons. NCBI's taxonomy places the organism in Eukaryota, Metazoa, Chordata, Mammalia, Artiodactyla, Suidae. The coding region runs from base 228 to 1688 and encodes 486 amino acids. Gene Ontology annotation, cellular component: Golgi membrane. Gene Ontology annotation, molecular function: chondroitin 6-sulfotransferase activity; N-acetylglucosamine 6-O-sulfotransferase activity. The record is from RefSeq and is a predicted model, not a curated record.
AAGCCGGCCAAUAGGAGGCUCUCCAGCGCUGAGCCGGGAGAGGGCCGGGGCGCCGCCACUAGCACCACCGCCUCCCCAGUUUUCCCUUGUGGAUGCACAGCCCCGGUGACUCCGCUCCUCCCGGGGCAGAGGGGCCUCCAGAGGCCAGAGGAGCGGACUCCGGACGGGAUUUCCGAGGAAGGGAAGAGGAAGGGCGCCCCACCCGCUCUGGAGGGGUUCGGUGAACGAUGAAGGGGCGGCGGCGGCGACGCCGGGAGUACUGCAAGUUCGCGCUGCUGUUGGCGCUGUACACGCUGGUGCUGCUGCUUGUCCCCUCUGUACUGGACGGCGGCCGCGAUGGGGACAAGGGAGCCGGGCAUUGCCCGGGCCUGCAGCGCAGUCUGGGAGUGUGGAGCCUGGAGGCGGCGGCGGCGGGCGAACGCGAGCAGGGCGCGAAGGCGCAGCCAGCCGCUGAUGGGGGCGCGGGCGUGUCCCCCAGGUCUCCUCGAAAUCUCCAAGGCGCCGUCGGGGAAGCGGCGUCUCACGAAAAGCAGCACAUCUACGUGCACGCCACUUGGCGCACCGGCUCGUCGUUCCUGGGCGAGCUCUUUAACCAGCACCCGGACGUCUUCUACUUGUACGAGCCCAUGUGGCAUCUGUGGCAGGCGCUGUAUCCGGGCGACGCCGAGAGCCUGCAAGGCGCGCUGCGAGACAUGCUGCGCUCGCUCUUCCGCUGCGACUUUUCGGUGCUGCAGCUGUACGCACCGCCGGGGGACCCCGCCGCGCGCGCCCCGGACGCGGCCAAUCUCACCACCGCCGCCCUCUUCGGCUGGCGUACCAACAAGGUCAUCUGCUCGCCGCCGCUGUGCCCUGGCGCGCCCCGGGCCCGCGCCGAGGUCGGCCUGGUUGAGGACGCCGCUUGCGAGCGCAGCUGCCCACCGGUGGCUCUCCAAGCCCUGGAGGCCGAGUGCCGCAAGUAUCCGGUGGUGGUCAUCAAAGACGUGCGCCUCCUCGACCUGGGCGUGCUGGUGCCCCUGCUGCGCGACCCCGGCCUCAACCUGAAGGUGGUGCAGCUUUUCCGAGACCCGCGGGCGGUGCACAACUCGCGCCUCAAGUCUCGGCAGGGGCUGCUGCGCGAGAGCAUCCAGGUGCUGCGCACCCGCCAGAGGGGCGACCGCUUCCACCGAGUCCUCCUGGCGCACGGCGUGGGCGCUCGCCCCGGGGCCCCCUCCCGCGCGCUGCCCGCCGCGCCGCGCGCCGACUUCUUCCUGACCGGCGCGCUCGAGGUGAUUUGCGAAGCCUGGCUGCGCGACCUGCUGUUCGCGCGCGGUGCUCCCGCCUGGCUGCAGCGCCGCUACCUGUGGCUGCGCUACGAGGACCUGGUGCGGCAGCCGCGCGCCCAGCUGCGCCGCCUGCAGCGCUUCGCGGGGCUGCGGGCGCUCUCCGCGCUGGACGCCUUCGCGCACAACAUGACUCGCGGCGCAGCCUACGGCGCUGACCGGCCUUUCCACCUGUCCGCGCGAGACGCCCGCGAGGCCGUGCACGCUUGGCGUGAGCGCCUGAGCCGAGAGCAGGUGCGCCAGGUGGAGGCUGCCUGCGCCCCAGCCAUGCGCCUGCUGGCUUACCCUCGCAGCGGAGAAGACGGCGACGCCGAGCCGUCCGAGGACGAGGAGACGCCGCUGGAGAUGGAGGCUGACGGCGCCACGUAGAACCCCACCCGUGCCCCCCGGGUGGGUCCGGGUAAGGUCAGUCACCAUGAACCAGGGCACUCAGCAUGUUGUCCCAGCACUGGAGACGCCACAGCGUGGAGGCAGUCUAUCACGCUGUCAGAGACUGCGGCUUGACUCGGUACCAACCGCUGGGCAGUUCUGCAGAGCAGGAAUAUCAUGAGCUGUUGAAAAAUGACUGACACGUUGGUUGAAACAAAGUUGCCAGUAAGGAAGUGACAGCGCAAUGUGGACCAUUAUGGCACUAAAAGGGGAAGAGCUUUAGUUCCCAGCCUGACCCUGCCUUUGCUGGAGCCAUGUCAACAAGGCGUCCUCAGAACAAAGAAGAGAUGUGGUUUGGUGCCAUUUCCCAUCAGCGGGUGUCUGGACACAACGUCAGUGUGAAUAAGGGUCCAGGGCAGUCCUGUGUAUCAAGAUUGAACUGCUCCAUAGUAAAUGAAAAGGUCUGGGGGGUGUGUUUUAAACUCUGACUCAUCCAGCUCUUUUUCAAACAGCUCACCCUCACCCUCACCCCUGAAUGGAUUUUUAAGAAGUAAUUUCUCUCCUGGGGCUGGGAGCCCCCUACAUGAACUAAAACAAAGGUUUGCUUUUUUCAAUUGUUCUAGCUGGUGUUUUUGUAAUUACGCUAGUAAAUGACUCUGGAGCCUGUUAAAGACAA